AUGUGUAACACAUCUGAAGGUCGCGGAGGCACGAAGGUAGGCUUAGCGGCAGCGUUCAACCACGAGGACACAAGCAUCAACCACGAGGACACAAGCAUCAACCACGAGGACACAAGCAUCAACCACGAGGACACAAGCAUCAACCACGAGGACACAAGCAUCAACCACGAGGACACAAGCAUCAACCACGAGGACACAAGCAUCAAUUACGAGGACACAAGCAUCAACCACGAGGACACAGGCAUCAACCACGAGGACACAAGCAUCAACCACGAGGACACAAGCAUCAACCACGAGGACACAAGCAUCAACCACGAGGACACAAGCAUCAACCACGAGGACACAAGCAUCAACCACGAGGACACAAGCAUCAACCGCGAGGACACAAGCAUCAACCACGAGGACACAAGCAUCAACCACGAGGACACAAGCAACAACCACGAGGACACAAGCAUCAACCACGAGGACACAAGCAACAACCACGAGGACACAAGCAUCAACCACGAGGACACAAGCAUCAACCACGAGGACACAAGCAACAACCACGAGGACACAAGCAUCAACCACGAGGACACAAGCAACAACCACGAGGACACAAGCAUCAACCACGAGGACACAAGCAUCAACCACGAGGACACAAGCAACAACCACGAGGACACAAGCAUCAACCACGAGGACACAAGCACCAACCACGAGGACACAAGCAUCAACCACGAGGACACAAGCAUCAACCACGAGGACACAAGCAUCAACCACGAGGACACAAGCAUCAACCACGAGGACACAAGCAUCAACCACGAGGACACAAGCAUCAACCACGAGGACACAGGCACCAACCACGAGGACACAAGCAUCAACCACGAGGACACAGGCAUCAACCACGAGGACACAAGCAUCAACCACGAGGACACAGGCAUCAACCACGAGGACACAAGCAUCAACCACGAGGACACAGGCAUCAACCACGAGGACACAAGCAACAACCACGAGGACACAAGCAUCAACCACGAGGACACAAGCAUCAACCACGAGGACACAAGCAUCAACCACGAGGACACAAGCAUCAACCACGAGGACACAAGCAUCAACCACGAGGACACAAGCAUCAACCGCGAGGACACAAGCAUCAACCACGAGGACACAAGCAUCAACCACGAGGACACAAGCAUCAACCACGAGGACACAAGCAACAACCACGAGGACACAAGCAUCAACCACGAGGACACAAGCAUCAACCACGAGGACACAAGCAUCAACCACGAGGACACAAGCAUCAACCGCGAGGACACAAGCAUCAACCACGAGGACACAAGCAUCAACCACGAGGACACAAGCAUCAACCACGAGGACACAAGCAACAACCACGAGGACACAAGCAUCAACCACGAGGACACAAGCAUCAACCACGAGGACACAAGCAACAACCACGAGGACACAAGCAUCAACCACGAGGACACAAGCAACAACCACGAGGACACAAGCAUCAACCACGAGGACACAAGCAUCAACCACGAGGACACAAGCAUCAACCACGAGGACACAAGCAACAACCACGAGGACACAAGCAUCAACCACGAGGACACAAGCAUCAACCACGAGGACACAAGCAUCAACCACGAGGACACAGGCACCAACCACGAGGACACAAGCAUCAACCACGAGGACACAGGCAUCAACCACGAGGACACAAGCAUCAACCACGAGGACACAGGCAUCAACCACGAGGACACAAGCAUCAACCACGAGGACACAGGCAUCAACCACGAGGACACAAGCAACAACCACGAGGACACAAGCAUCAACCACGAGGACACAGGCACCAACCACGAGGACACAGGCACCAACCACGAGGACACAGGCACCAACCACGAGGACACAGGCAUCAACCACGAGGACACAAGCAACAACCACGAGGACACAAGCACCAACCACGAGGACACAAGCAUCAACCACGAGGACACAGGCACCAACCACGAGGACACAGGCAUCAACCACGAGGACACAAGCAUCAACCACGAGGACACAAGCAUCAACCACGAGGACACAGGCAUCAACCACGAGGACACAGGCAUCAACCACGAGGACACAAGCAUCAACCACGAGGACACAAGCACCAACAAGCAGACACUCUUACCCUUUACUGCAUCUCCCUGGCAGAUAUCCAUUUUAGUACUGGGUGAGUACCGUGACCGUGCCUGUGAUGAACUGGAAGGCGUCUCCCGCGAAGAACUCGAACUUGAAGACGUUUCCCGUGAAGAACUCGAACUUGAAGGCGUCUCCCGCGAAGAACUAGAACUUGAAGGCGUCUCCCGCGAAGAACUCAAACUUGAAGGCGUCUCCCGCGAAGAACUGGAACUUGAAGGCGUCUCCCGCGAAGAACUGGAACUUGAAGGCGUCUCCCGCGAAGAACUAGAACUUGAAGGCGUCUCCCGCGAAGAACUAGAACUUGAAGGCGUCUCCCGCGAAAAUCUUGCUCAUCAUUGGAACAAUAGUCAGAGAUGCUUGGACAAAAAUAAAAAAUUCAACUAUUUCUAA
Procambarus clarkii (red swamp crayfish) is the source of this 2535-nucleotide messenger RNA. RefSeq lists its product as uncharacterized. NCBI's taxonomy places the organism in Eukaryota, Metazoa, Arthropoda, Malacostraca, Decapoda, Cambaridae. The record is from RefSeq and is a predicted model, not a curated record.